AUGAAUGACUUCGUUUUAAACGAUAGCGAAACAGACAUCGAUUCCGAUGAAGAGUUACAAGAAGCUUUUGCCAAAGGUAUUCUUAAGCCGGGCCUAAACGAGGAAAUAGAGAAAGCUAUAAAAAAAUAUGUUAAUAAUGUUGCGGAUUUAAAGGCAAAACUAAAAGAAAUUGAACUUAAACUGCCAUGGAUAGAAAAAUUAGAUUUGGUUACAACAGUAGCCCCAAUGGCCCCUGAUGUUGCUCUGCAAAUGGAAGAGACAGCUCAGAGAAGAAAAAAUAUAAAAGAAAACACAAAAGGUAAUCAGUUGUACGAUCCUACUCAAGAUCCAGUUCUAAAUGAGUUCAAACGAGAAAAUCUAAUUCAUCGGCAGGCACAGGCUGCAGUAAUUGAUGGUAUUAAAAGACUGAAGGAGCUUAAAGUGCCGACUAAGAGGCCUGAUGAUUUCUUUGCUGAAAUGGCAAAAUCCGAUGAACAUAUGCAGAAAGUCCGUAAGAACUUGAUGGCCAAGCAGGCGGCACAGGCGCGUACCGAGAAAGUGCGACAACUCAGAGAACAAAAGAAAAUCGCCAAACGCGUGCAGAUUGAUACAAAACUAAAACAAGCUGCUGAGAAGAAACACAUGCUAGAGCAGUUAAAACGGGUGAGGAAAGGCAAAUCAACAGAUUUAGACUUCCUAGAAGAUAACAAGGGUAAAAAUAGCAAAGGAAAUAACAGUAAGGAUCCCAAAAAUAAAAUCUCCAGAAAACGGGCAAAUAAAGACAAAAAGUUUGGUUUUGGUGGCAAAAAGAAAGGCUCCAAACUGAACACACGAGAGUCAACAAAUCAAUUGGAAGGUUUCAAUAGUUCAGCUAAAAAGAAACCAUUCAACUUUAAAAGCAAAUCAUUUAAGCCUAAUAGUAAGAAGAAGAACCAGAGACCAGGAAAGUCGAAGAGGAAGAAUUCAAAAAGAUAA
Messenger RNA from Parnassius mnemosyne (clouded apollo), 954 nucleotides. Lineage: Eukaryota; Metazoa; Arthropoda; Insecta; Lepidoptera; Papilionidae. The record is from the annotation of a GenBank genome assembly.